Molecule: messenger RNA, 3008 nt
Organism: Polyodon spathula (Mississippi paddlefish)
Lineage: Eukaryota; Metazoa; Chordata; Actinopteri; Acipenseriformes; Polyodontidae
Exons: 17
Coding region: 185-2587 (800 amino acids)
Biological process (GO): microtubule-based movement
Cellular component (GO): nucleus; kinesin complex; microtubule
Molecular function (GO): microtubule motor activity; microtubule binding; ATP hydrolysis activity
Source: RefSeq, a predicted model, not a curated record
UUGUCAGCAGAACAAUAAUAAAACGUAGCGGAUUGAUUUGGCCACGCUAGUCUGUUUAAUAUUAUUUUCGAUACAUGCUGAACUGUUCUUUGUUAAGUAGACUUGUUUUAUAACCUUUUGUUAAAAAUCCUCCAUUGUUUUGUUCCUGGCUGUUUCUCAUCCAUUUAGAAGUAACCUAUUAGAAAUGUCUACGAGAAUCGACUUUGCUGAGGAAAGUUACGUUCUUGCUCAUGCUGAUACAGACGAAAUGGAAUCUACUCCUUGUGAACUUAACGUUGAUAAUCUUCACAAAGGUGUGCUGUCCGAGCUAUCGACGAUAUCGUCCGUGUCAGUCUUUGCUCAGGCUGAGCAGGCUGAUAACGCAGAGCAGCGACAGUUAAGAGUCUACCUAAGAGUGAGACCAUUUUCCAAAGGAGAACUUGCAAAUGAUGAGGAUCAGGGUUGUAUAGUUUUGGAAAAUGCUGAGGUGGCUGUGUUGCAAGCUCCUAAAGAAUCUUCAUCAAUGAAGAACAGUGAGAAAGGGGUUGGACAAUCGAUACACAAGUUUUCAUUUUCUCAGAUCUUUGGACCCGAUACAACUCAGACUGACUUCUUUAAAGGCACAGUAAGGGACCUGGUAUACAAUUACCUGGAUGGAGAAAAUGCUUUGGUUUUUACCUAUGGCGUGACCAAUGCUGGAAAAACACAUACAAUCCAAGGUUCUGAAAAUGAUGGCGGUAUAUUGCCGAGGUCUCUUGAUGUGAUCUUUAACCAUGUGAAAGGGAGGCAAUACCAACAUAUGGAUUUAAAACCUCAUCUAAGCAGUGAUGUUCAGUAUUUGGACAGCAAUCAAGUCAAACAGGAGAAAGCUGCAAAGGCUGCUGUUUUUGCUAUGUUAAAGGAGGUCAUGGAGGCAGAUUCUUCACUGAGUGGAGGGGAGCCUUUCCAGUUUGCAGUGUGGGUCUCUUUCUGUGAAAUUUAUAAUGAAUAUGUCUAUGACUUGAUGGAGCCUUUGCCCACAUCAAGAAACCAUAAAAGGAAUGCCUUAAGAAUGUGCGAAGACCAUUCUGGAAACUUCUAUGUGAGAGAUUUGAAGUGGAUCAACAUAUUUAACACAGAAGAAGCUUGCAAAAUCUUAAAAAUCGGAAACAAAAACCGAAGUGCAGCAUGCACCAAAAUGAACCAGAUGUCAAGUAGAAGUCACAGUAUAUUUUCAGUUAAGCUUCUGAAAAUUGAUGGAACAGAAGUCCAAAAAAUGUCUGAACUUUCUCUAUGCGAUUUGGCUGGAUCUGAAAGGUGCAACAAAACAAAGACUUUUGGAGAGCGGCUAAAAGAAGCUGGAAACAUUAAUAACUCACUGCUUAUUCUGGGCAAGUGCAUUGCCGCACUGCGACAGAGCCAGAACCCCAAGGUGAAGAAUAACUAUGUUCCCUUUCGGGAGAGCAAACUGACACGUUUGUUUCAGCCCAUUUUCUGUGGCAAAGGCAGAGCCUGUAUGAUUGUCAAUAUAAACCAGUGUGCCUCUACCUUUGAUGAAACUCUUCAUGUGAUGAAAUUUUCAGCUGUAGCCAAACAGGUGGUACAAGUAAUUCAGCCCAAGCCGUUGGCGAGUAUCGCUCCCAGGCUAGUGGGUAAGGAUGGUAAAAUGCUGUUGAGACAUGCAAUUGUUGAAGAGGAGGCAAUGGAUAGUUUAUUGGAGGAAGAAUUGCUGGAUGAAGACGGUGAAGCAGAUAUGUCCAUCCUGCCUCAGGAGGAACUUCUGAACAUCAUUGAGAGCCUCAAAGAAAAACUGGUUGAAGAAAGGCGGAAAAACUUCAAGCAGGAGAUAGAAAUCCGUCAAGAGAUGGGCAACGCAAUGUUCGAACAAUUAAUGGAGAAUGAAGAGAAUUGGAACAAACAGGUUGAAGAAUUAAAGGAGAGCUAUGAAGAGAAGUUGGAAAACACUUUUGAUAUGUACAAACAUGCCAUCAAGCAACAUGCUUAUCAGCGUGCAAUGGAAGAUGUAGAGGACAACUAUGUCCCUAUAGAGGAGUUUCUUGCUGAACAAGAAAAAGUUGUGGAGUUGGAGAGAAGAAAUACAGAAAUGGAGUUGAAUCUAAAAGCCUUUCAGAGAAACCCCUCUGAAACGGAAUCUGUGGAUGGUGCACAUUCUCUACAACCUGCCACACUUGCUCACAAAUCUGAGGUGAGGUACAAGGAACUGUGGGAGGCAAAUUCAUCAUCUGAAAAACUAUGUCAAGAAAAAGACCAGGUUAUAAAGUACAUGGAGAAGAAGAUUAAGGCCCUGAAAGAAGCUAGCCAGGAGGCAAGCAAUAACUUUUUGGAAAAAGUAGAGGAGAAUAAGCGGCUUGAGGAGAAAAUAGCUCAACAGGAGGAGGAAAUGAAAGAACUGCACAAAACCUGUACUGCACAGGAAGCAUUGAUAUUAGAGCUUCGGGUACAAUUUGAAAUGAGCAAAAAAUGCACCCAGGGAGGCACUGGUGAACCUAAAGCUAAGAAAGGCCUACUUGCCAACUUUAGAGCCACUGUUGGCUCUCCUGCUAAACUAUCCAAGAAAACUGUUGCAGGCACACCAAGCUCUACCAGAAAGAGGGGCCUGUUCAAGUAAAUGGUGGUAAUUUUUGUGAAUUCUUGUUUUAAUGUUUUUGUCUUAAUAAAAAUGUAAUAAAUGUUAGUUUUUUGUUUUGGUUUCCAGAAGGAUAGGUCAACUUGGAAAAUCCCUCCCCCCCCCCCCCACAGUUUUUUGUAAGUAUAGGAUACUACAGAGCAACAUGUAAUUCAGUAUGUUAAAAAGUUCAGCAAGUUUCAAGCAACUAUGAAACAAAAUGAGUUAAUUCUGUAGGGUAAUACUAAACCUUUGGCUAAUAGAAGGAAGCUAAGCCUAGCUCAGCGGCAGGUUAAGACAGACUUAGAAAAAAAUGAUAACUCUAUAUUGGAUCACUGAAUGACUGCAGGUACUGUAUCAUGAAAUACUAAGGGAAAUGUAGAGAAUAGUGAUAUUAGAAGCUGCUUCCUUUUUUUUAAGAAUA